Molecule: messenger RNA, 548 nt
Organism: Macrobrachium nipponense
Lineage: Eukaryota; Metazoa; Arthropoda; Malacostraca; Decapoda; Palaemonidae
Exons: 3
Coding region: 41-364 (107 amino acids)
Source: RefSeq, a predicted model, not a curated record
GAAGCCUCGUCCACUGCUCCUUCUUCUUCCUUUAGUCAUCAUGAAGAUCGUGGUUUUAUUGGGCCUUGUGGCUGUGGCCGCUGCUGCUUAUCUACCUUAUCCACAUGGAGAAUAUACCAACAGUCUUUACGUGCCACAUCCAGUCGCCUACCACAAGCCAUACGUCUACCCUGCAGCCCCUCACUACCUACCCUCCUUCUACCCUUCCGUUCAUCCAGCAGUCAUUUUCGGUCACGGAUACCAACACCCGUCCGGCUUCGGACUGGGGCAUCCUUUCUACCCCUAUGUGCCAAGAACUGCUCCGGAAUCCACGACUGAGGAACCGUCCACCGAGGAACCCGUCACAGAGGUUCCUGAGGAAUAGGCAGUUUGGUUCAAGAACAUCUGAUACCACUUGGCAUCGAGAAGUCUUUGGCUAUCAGUGUAGGAUUUUAAUAAAGAAACAAAAAUGCAAAGCAUAAGCGAAGCUUUAUGAUCUUGUUCUCAUCUCUGGUAGCUGGCGACUUUUGAGUUUUUAACUAUGAAAUGAUAAAGUUCAAGUUGAUUGA